Molecule: messenger RNA, 1472 nt
Organism: Emiliania huxleyi CCMP1516
Lineage: Eukaryota; Haptophyta; Isochrysidales; Noelaerhabdaceae
Exons: 1
Coding region: 41-1456 (471 amino acids)
Molecular function (GO): hydrolase activity, acting on carbon-nitrogen (but not peptide) bonds
Source: RefSeq, a predicted model, not a curated record
CGCUUCUCCUGGCGCUUGCUGCCCCUCGCCGGCGACCAGCAUGCGAGCGCUUGCUAUCGCAACUUCCGUGACGCUCGCCGCUGCAAUGGAGUGCCUGAAGAGCGAGGAGCCGAUGCAGCUCACGUUUAAGAUGCCGUUUGUCAACCGCAGUGACCUGCAACCGCGCGUGCCACCGAGCCGGUGCACGGUGCUCCACAAUGGUGUUGUGUGGUCCGGCGAGGCGGACGAGGCGCAUACGUCGAGACGGGCCUUCCGCGGCGCGUUGGUACUCCGAGGCAACCGCAUCGCCGCCGUUAUCGAGGCGGGUGAGGCGCUGCCGACCGAGAUCGACGGGACUGCGUGUGCUGCUGUCGAUCUGCACGGGCGGGCGGUCAUCCCCGGAAUGGUCGAGGGUCAUGCGCACACGGGUUUCGAGGAUAUCGCAGCGAUGACCGAUCCGGGCGACACGCCUCCGGAGGAGGGUGUACUCAUCGGCCUGUUGAAUGCAGGCCGGUUGCUCGAAGCUGGCUUCACAUCGGCCUUCUCAGCAGCGGGCGUGCGGCCGCGGCAGGACCCCGUCACGCGCAACUGGAUCAACGCGGGCCGGGCGCCAGGGCCGCGGCUGCUGGCGGCGUCGCCCGAGAUCACCGCGACGGGCAACCUCGGCGACGGCUCGGUGAUGCACCAGCAUCGCGACUCUUUUGGACUCGUGGCCGACGGCGCCGACGAGGUGAGGGCGGCGGUGCGUCGCUGCCUGCGGGAGGGCGCCGACACGAUCAAGAUCAACAUCGGCGGCGACCUCGUGCCGAUCUCGAAGCUCAGCGAGGAGCGUGACGACAUGCUUCCUGCGUACAGCGAAGCCGAGGUACGCGCGGCGGUCGAGGAGGCGCACAUGCGACAGAAGCGCGUCGCGGCGCACUGCCGCGGCUCAGCAGACGUGCGGAUGGCUCUCGCCGUGGGUGUGGACGUGAUCUAUCAUCUGGAUUUUGUCCACAAGGACUCGGCGCUGCUCGAUGCCCUCGCGGCCGCGCGCGACCACAUCUUUGUCGGCCCCGCCGUCGGCCUCAUGGCUGCCCUCGCGCCGAGUCUGCCCGACGUCCAGCUGCUCCUCGACGCGCAGGCCAAGACCUUCUCGGCUCUGCGGACUCGCGGCUUGCGCGUCGUCCUCGGCGGCGAUUACGGCUUCCGCGUGACCCCGCAGGGCACCAACGCCAACGACCUCCUCCUCUUCCAGCGGCACUUUGGCUACUCGCCCGAAGAGGCGCUCGUCGCCGCCACGCGACACGGCGGCGCGCUCAUGCGCCUGCCUGUCGGCCAGCUGCGCCCCGGCUGGCUCGCCGACCUCCUCGUGGUCGAGGGGCGGCCGUGGGAGGACUCCACGCCCCUCCUCGCAAACCUCACGGACGACGGCAGUGUCUCCACUCCUCGCAUCGCCGCCAUCAUGCAGGACGGGCAUUUCGUGCGCAAUCAGCUGUGAAAUGGUCAGAGAAGCG